AUGAUUUAUUUCUUGAUUCUCGGUUUCCUUUGUUUUCAGGCAAAUGGAUUCUUAACGGAUUCAAUUAACAGCAUUCUUACCAACCCAGUGGGUACAGUCAAUCCUCUCCUCCAUUGCAACUUGAAACCAGCUGAUAUUGUCUUUCUGUUGGAUUCCUCCGGAAGCGAAGGAGUGCGUCAUUUUAGGGAACAACUGAACUUUGUCAAAAACUUUGUAAAAGAGUUUGACAUAGGCCCUUCCAAUGUACAAAUCAGUGUAGUGUCUUUUGCAUCUAGAGUACGUGAAAACUUCAACUUAAAAAGAUACCAUACUAAGACGGACCUUCUUAAUGCCAUCGAUAGAAUUCCAUAUAUGUCCGGUUCCACACACACUGCUGACGCAAUCACCUAUGCAAUUCAACACAGCUUCACCCCAAUUGCUGGUGAUCGGGCACCUGUGACUGACAUCAUGUUUGUAGUGACUGACGGACAGUCCAUUUCACCUUCAGCAACAAGUCAGGCGGCAAACUUAGUCCAUAAAGCCGGUGUUAAAACAUUUGCAAUAGGAGUCGGAAAUUCAAUAUCCAAACAAGAACUUUUACAUAUAGCCUCAGAUCCACAACACGUGUUUCAUGUUUCCACAUUCGAUGCCCUCCACCAACUGCAGAAUGAGCUAAGAAAUAAAACUUGCGAAGCAUUAUCCUAUAGUAGUUUGUAUUGCUCUAACCACAUCACGAACUGUAACAGCUAUGGUCAUUCUGUGUGCAUUACGUACGCCCAGUGGGGACGAGAUAAAUGCCCGCUGUACUGUGGAUACUGUCAAGCUCAAGGAACGCCAACGCCAAUGGCUCCUGUAACCACAACAACACAAGUUAACACACCUGCCGUUAUUACUCAAGGAAUCUGUAUGGAUCAAAUUUCGAAUUGCCAUGACUAUGGUUUGUCCGCCUGUUCAACCUACAGACAAUGGGCUGAUACAAACUGCCCACGUUAUUGUGCCUUUUGUAAAGCACCUCCUACUCCACCACCAAUUGUGACUACAACAGCUAUGCCGACUCCCCCGCCUCUUGUUGCAGGACCAUGCGAGGACAAAAUGCCUACCUGUAAAGAUUACAUUGCCCGUGACAGUAAUACCUGCAAUAGAUACCUGGAUUGGUCCACCUUCAAUUGUAGAAAAACCUGUGGUAUUUGUCACGAUACGUUCAGCACUCCCCCUCCACUAUCAGUUACUACAACAUCAACCAGUGCUCCCUCAACAACAUUGCACUACGACAGAUGUGAAGACGUGGUCCAUUCUUGCGAGUCAUAUGGUCCCUCCAUCUGCUUUAAUUACAAAGACUGGGCAGCCAAAAAGUGUGCAAAAUUUUGUUUAUUCUGUGAAGAAACCACCACAACAACAACUACCACUACCACCACACCGGCUCCCACCACAGAACCACCUUGUGUGAAUGUCGAUCCCGACUGUGAAGACAGGGGACCAGUUGUUUGUUUCCAAAACCAGACUUGGGCUCAGGCAAAUUGCAGGGUUUUCUGUGCCUUCUGUACACCUCCCACUACACCUGCAGUCAUAAAUGUGCCAUCAACAAACGUCCCUACAACAGCUACCUUGUUCCCUGUAACCCAGCCCCCAAUCCCGACCACUAACGCUCCACUCGCUACAACAACUACUGAAGAACCAUCGACAAACCCCACCAUCAUUGUGAUUGGAUAAAUAGAACGCCUUUAAUAAAAUUUCUUUUUUGUAUCCUUAACUUAUUUGUGAAGAUAGAAAUGUUAACAUAAAGAGUACACACGUUUUCAUAAUAGUU
Molecule: messenger RNA, 1786 nt
Organism: Saccostrea cuccullata (small rock oyster)
Lineage: Eukaryota; Metazoa; Mollusca; Bivalvia; Ostreida; Ostreidae
Exons: 15
Coding region: 1-1689 (562 amino acids)
Source: RefSeq, a predicted model, not a curated record